This is a messenger RNA of Necator americanus (New World hookworm), 1329 nucleotides long. RefSeq lists its product as uncharacterized. The coding region runs from base 1 to 1329 and encodes 442 amino acids. The transcript has 10 exons. Lineage: Eukaryota; Metazoa; Nematoda; Chromadorea; Rhabditida; Ancylostomatidae. The record is from RefSeq and is a predicted model, not a curated record.
AUGCCACCACACCUUAAACGUUCUAUUCGUUCAAGACGUUUGGGAUACGAUAAUUCAUGCGACUUCACCUCAAAAUCGCUUGAUGUUCAUGAAUGUGUAUGCAGAGUGUACAAUGACUUGUUGGAGGAGAUAGCCAAUGUAGCACCGCAUAGAUACGUCGUCUACGAGUUUGGUGUUGUACUCUCCCGCUUGCCGAGCCGUCGUGGUGACCUAAAAUAUGACGGUGUAACAAAUGGAGCCUCAUUGCAUCGCACGCUCGCAUUAGGACAAAUGAACAGAAGUACUCCUAUGCGUCGAGGAGGAGCACCUCUUCACCACGGCGCGUCCGUCCCAACUUCUUUGGGGCUUGCCUUUCCUGCAUGCGUCACUGAAGCUUUACUGCAGGUGUCAAAACAUAUCAGACUUUCAAGCCACGGCAGAGGACGCCCAUCUCUGACAAAAAACAAUGAUCUCCAGCUGCUAAUUGAUAACGAAGUAUUCUGUCUAGGAGCCGACAGGAAAUCAACGCGCCUUUCACAACUUCAGGAAUUUACUCUUAUCAAUCUCCUAGCUCAUUUUUUCACGGAACGUGAUGAGAUGAACAAAUACACUUAUUUCGAAGUGUUGUUUCUUGGAAGAGAAGGCGAUUCUCACAUUCACGAACAAAGACUUCGUCUUUUGUAUAGAUUAGCGUCCUAUGCUUUGCAGUUUCCUGUUCUCCAGCUAUACGCUCAGAUCUCUCUAUGGUUGUCAAAGGUUGGUAACAGCAAACCGUACGCUGAGGAACUAGUUGCUGUACUGGCAGAGCACUAUCUGAAACCGGCUGAUUCAAUAAUUUAUGAAUAUCUUUUGCCUUUGGAAUCAUCGUGCCCGGAAUUUACAGUGUUCUUUGUCGUUUAUGCCACCAGAUUUAUGCCUAUCAAUCGACCAAUGGCUGCUGUAUUUGCUAGUUACAUCAAUAGAAAUCCUGGUUACUUCCUCAAAGGGUUCAGAGACUCUCCUCAUUUAGCUGACAUAUUUCGUCUAGAGGUAUUUGAGAAAAUGUUAAAUUAUCUACUUGAAAUUGAAGGCGAACCCUCAUCUGAUAUAGAAGCUAUGAAUUACCAUACGGCUGUAAUGGUGUUGUUGGACAAAUGGAGCAGCACAAUCAAGAAACCGUUAGACAUAAAUUUGCUGUUCGACCCAUCAAUUCGGUGGUCUCGAUUCCGAAGUGAUGCACUCUGCGUAGUGGGAUCAAAAAGUCCUGCGGCUGGCAAAAUGGUAGCCAAGAAAUUGGAAGGUUGCAAGAUUCCACCAGCCUAUGCUGCUCUGAUAUCAGAUGCUCAAACAAGAUCAACGACAUGUGCUUAG